CUAUGCCUGUUGGUCUGAGACUGUUGGUGGUCUUUUACUUUUGGUCUUUUACUGUUGAUCUAUUACUGUUGGUCUGUGGCUGUUGGUCUGUGACUGUUGGUCUUUUACUGUUGAUCUAUGUCUGUUGGUCUGAGACUGUUGGCAUUUUACUGUUGAUCUAUGUCUGUUGGUCUGAGACUGUUGGUGGUCUUUUACUUUUGGUCUUCUACUGUUGAUCUAUGUCUGUUGGUCUGAGACUGUUGGUGGUCUUUUACUUUUGGUCUUCUACUGUUGAUCUAUGACUGUUGGUGUAACUGACGUUGAAAUGUUUGUGUUGGUUGCCAUGACAACACCAGCAGCGCAUCGGAGAUCGGUACGUUGUCUCUGUUUUGUUUUCUUUAUUUGGUACUCAUAUUGUGGACCUGUGCAGUGGAGUUAUACGUCUUUCUUAUAAGAAAUGUUUCUGUUGAGAUUGUUGUGAGGUAGUCGCUUCCUGUGAGUCGCGGGAGAGACGACACGGAGCGGUAACACGGCGGACUUUUGGAACAUACAUCUUUUCUACUGCUGGGUUUACAAGGCGUACACGUUUUCACGGUGCUCCAUGAUGGUGAGAGAGAAAUAAAAGAAUUGUGGACAUCAGUACGAAGCGUGGAUUCUUUCGACCCGAGUAGAAACAGUGAAAACGUUGGCCCAAUCCAUCUGGAGGCUUCGGUGCGCAGAGCUCUCGUCAUCCUGCAGCAAGCUACAGUGAGCUACAGGCUUCAGUGGACACGUUGCUUUGCAUUUUGGAGCAACCAAUCAGGAGCUGCAUAUUCAGUGGACACUUCAAGAAGCGGUUUCAAGAAGCGUGAGUCAUCAGGCUAUAUUACGCAGCUGUUAUGCCUCCUGUGUUGAUGGAUAGAACAUGAGCUACAAAUUUGCUAUAAUGGACAAGAAAUUAAUUGUGUUCAAACUUCAGACUGUGUAACAAAAAAAAGAAAAAAAAAAAAGGACAAUCUGUUCAAGUCCUGGAAUUUAUUGUUGUUUUCUUACUUAUUGUUUGCAAGCUUUAAGAAGGCUGAAACUGAAGUUUAUUUACUGUCAUAUGUAAGAAACUAAGCUAAGGUGCCUUGUGUUAAUUUUAAUAAUUCUCCACCUAUUGCAUCCAUUCCAUUCUUGUAAUUACCUUAGAUAUCUUGUCCCUUCAUAAGAUACCCCUUUUAAAGUCUGAAAAUGUCUAAAGAUGACCAUAGUCAUCCUAAUGUUAUGUCAAAAGUCCAAGAUGCAGGGGAUAUGAAAGAGGAAAGAAGUGUAGUGUCUGAGAAAUCUGAGACAAAAACAAGAAAAUCCUCUCGUGAAAGGCGAUUAACACCAAAAAUGCAGGAACUGAAAGAUCAAGAGUUAACUCAAAAGGAGAAGAGGUUCAAAGCAACAUAUGAGAAGUGGAGAAGCAACGUAAGAGACAUUCGCACAAGGUUAAAGCAAGUAUGCUCUGAGAGUGACAUGUAUAAUAUGAUGGAUGAGGCUGAGAAGCAAGAGUCUGAAUUAAAGGAACAGUAUGACAGAAUUCGACUCCAAACCUCACCAAGUCAAGAAAUUCGAAGAAAGAUUGAUGCAUGCUCAGCUGUGACAGCCGACUUGCUGCAGCUGAUGAGAGUACGUCUCACUGAAGAUGAAGAUGAGUUUGACACAGUGGCAGAAAGAUCAAGGUUACGCAUGCUACUUGAUAAUGAAUAUGCUAGGUCCAUAUAUGGAUCCACAGCUUCCAGAGUUACUGCACCCAGCUGUCACAAUUCUAAACAUCUCUCAGAGUCACCUAGCAUUUCGGCUAUGAGGGCGGAAGCGGCUGCUCAGCUGGCUGCAAAGAGAGCUGAAGUUGAUAUGGAAGCUGCCAUCGAAGCUCAACGUCAGCAGUUGAGAAAACUGGAAAACCAGAGGGACAUUGAUGUAAUUCAGGCAAGGCUAAAUGUCUACACUGAAGAAGAGGAAAGGGAUGGGACACACAGUCCUCCAUUCAGCAAAGUGAGUGAUGCACACCCCUUCGCUCACCACAUCCCAGAUCAAGAACGGCAGGUUGUGCAAAACGAGACAUCAUUGGUCAAAUCGCUACAAGAGUCAUUAGCUCUCACCCGCUUGCCAACUCCAGAACCUUCUGUAUUCUCGGGUGAUCCUCUGAAGUUUACAGAAUGGAGCAUGAGCUUCAAAGCCCUCAUAGAGAGACGAUGCUCUGACCCUGCAGACAGGCUAUUCUACCUGCAAAAGUACAUAGCAGGCGAGGCAAAAUCUUCUCUUGAAGGCAGCUUCUACAGAAAAGAUGAAGAAGCCUAUCAACAGGCAUGGGAUAGGUUAAAUGCUAGAUAUGGCCAUUCCUUUGUAGUACAGCGGGCUUUCAGAGAGAAGUUAAAUGGGUGGCCGAAGAUUGGAGGAAAGGAAUAUCUCAAGCUAAGAGAGUUCAGUGAUUUCCUCCAAACAUGUAGUAAUGCAAUGCCCCACAUAAAGGGCUUACAGGCUCUUAACGACUGCGAGGAGAAUCAGAAAAUAUUAGUCAAGCUUCCUGAUUGGGUGACAUGUAGAUGGAACCGUUACGUUACAGAGCAGCUAGAUCGGGGCAACGACUAUCCAAGCUUUCAUGAGUUUGCUUCCUUUGUCUCUAAGGAGUCACGCAUAGCAUGCAAUCCAGUGUCAUCCUUACAUGCCUUAAGGCACUCUGCAGAGGCACCACCAAGAGAAAUGAAGUGUUCAAAAGCAAACACGUUUGCCACAAAUGUGAAACCUUCAAUUCCAUCAAGCUCCACCACCAAAUCUGACCCUGGUCAAAUCAAGUUGGGAGAUGCAGAGAAACCAAAGAAAUGGAACACACCAACACAAAAUUACAAUAGUGACCAGUGUAUUUGCUGUAGUGAGAACCAUUCCAUACAUAAAUGCAAGAGGCUUAUGGACAUGCCUGUAGAGGAUAAGAAAAAAUGCAUACUUGAAAAUAAGUUGUGUUUUGCAUGUCUAAGAAAGGGUCACAAUUCUAAAGACUGUAGAAACAGGUCCACAUGUAGCAUAUGCAAAAAGAGUCACCCAACGCCAUUGCAUGAAGAUCGUUCUACAGCAGGAGAAUCAUCAAUUCAGGGUGCAGUGGAAGAAAGCACGUCAUCUUUAUCAUGUUGUGUGAGUGGAGGUGAAGGUGGAAGUACGUCGAUGAUAGUCCCAGUGUGGAUCUCAACACUUAGUGCUCCGGACACUGAAACCCUAGUGUAUGCACUAUUGGACACUCAAAGCAGUCACACAUUUGUUGAUCAGGAGGUGUGCGAAAAGCUAAAAGCAGCAAUGGAACCAGUGAAACUUAAACUUUCCACCAUGAUGGGGAGAGACUCAGUGGUGAAGAGUCAAAGAGUAUGCAAGCUCAAAGUUAGAGGAUUUUCCUCUAACGUUUCCAUCAAUUUGCCUCCAGCCUACACAAGGGACUUCAUUCCUCUUGACCGUGCACAUAUUCCCACUUGUCAGACAGCCAACAAAUGGAAACACCUUGUAAGCAUGGCCCAAGAGAUACCCCCGUUGAUGGACUGUGGUGUUGGAUUGUUGAUUGGAUAUGACUGCUCCAGAGCGUUAAUUCCAAGAAGGGUCAUCACUGGGGGCGACUAUGAGCCUUAUGCUAUUGAGACGGACCUUGGUUGGAGCAUUGUGGGAAGCGCACCACAGCGUGUGCAAGCUAAAGAUGUGACUGGUUUUUGCCAUCGAGUGUCUGUCAGAGAGAUGCCACCCAUAACGCCAUUUGCUGUCAUCAAGGCCCUAGAGUCCGAUUUUGCAGACACAAAAUCUGGUGACAGAAGCAUAUCUCAAGAAGAUAUAUGCUUCCUGCAGAUCUUGAAAGAGAGGAUCCAACAAAAUAAGGAGGGUCACCUGGAGAUGCCUCUCCCUUUCAAAGCACGUCCACAUCUCCCAGACAACAAAAGGCUGGCAUUAGUACGGUUGAAGCAUCUAAAGAGGAAGCUGGACAGAGAUCCCAAAUUCAAAAUAGACUACGUGAGAUUUAUGGAAGGUGUCUUCAAGGAUGGAGAUGCAGAGAAAGUGGAAAACCAAGCAGAGCUGGGGAAAGUGUGGUAUAUCCCACAUCAAGGAGUUUACCACCCCAGAAAACCAGGCAAAAUCAGAGUGGUUUUCGACUGCUCUGCAAGGUAUGAAGGCACCUCCUUAAACGACCAUCUGCUAACAGGACCUGACCUCACAAAUAGCCUAACAGCUGUGCUGUGCCGCUUCCGUAAAUAUCCCAUCGCAGUCAUGUGUGAUGUGGAGAAAAUGUUCCACAGGUUUCAUGUGAGCGAGGAUGAUAGAGACUACCUGCGAUUUCUCUGGUGGGAAAAUGGAGACACAAACUCAGAACCCAGAGAGUACCGCAUGAAGGUUCACCUGUUUGGAGCAUCAUCCUCCCCUGGCUGUGCCAAUUAUGGCAUGAAACACCUUGCCAGCCAAUGUGAGAAAGAGUACCCCUCCGCAGCUAGCUUCAUCCAGAAACAUUUCUAUGUCGACGAUGGUCUCAUAAGUGUAAAGUCGGUGGGUGAGGCAAUUGAACUGGUCAAAGAUGCCCAAGCUGUGUGUGCCAAAGGAAAGCUGCACCUUCACAAAUUUCUCUCCAACAGUCGAGAGGUCCUUGACUCAGUGGAGGUUGCAGCGUGUGCUACGGAGGUGAAGAAUGUUGAUCUUAAUCACAAUGAUUUGCCAGUUCAAAGAGUACUAGGUAUAAGGUGGAACAUUGAAAAUGAUAGCUUCUCCUUCAAGGUGUCACUUGAGGAGAAACUGGCAACGCGCCGAGGGAUCCUCUCAAUUGUGGCCUCCUUGUAUGACCCUUUGGGGUUUCUAGCCCCAGUCAUUCUUGAAGGGAAAAGAGUGCUGCAAGAGAUGUGUCAGAGAGGCACAGGGUGGGAUGAGCCACUACCCAAAGACUUGAAGUUAAGGUGGGAGACUUGGAAGAAGGAUUUGGAGAACCUGGAAAGAAUUGAAAUUCAAAGAUGCUUCAUACCUGACAGCCUUGGUGAGAUUCAGAGAGCCGAGCUUCAUCAUUUCUCUGAUGCAAGCAGUCAAGGGUAUGGCCAGUGCUCUUACAUCAGAGUAGUAAGCAGAGAAAGGGUAUGCUGCUCCUUGGUCAUGGGCAAGGCGAGGGUUGCACCAACCAAAAUAGUCACCAUACCGAGGCUAGAAUUAACUGCAGCAGUAACCUCGGCAUCUGUGAGCAGCAUAUUAAGGGAGGAGCUAGAGCUCAAGAUUGAUGACGAAUAUUUUUGGACAGACUCAAAGGUCGUGCUUGGUUACAUCAAUAAUGAAGCAAGAAGGUUCCAUGUGUUCGUGGCAAAUCGUGUUCAGAAAAUUCGAGAAAACACAGAUGCACGGAAAUGUUAUUAUGUGGACACAGGAGAAAACCCUGCUGAUCAUGCAUCGAGAGGCCUCAAAGUAGCUGACCUCAUCAAGUCAAAUUGGUUCUCUGGCCCAGGCUUUCUAUGGGAAAGAGAGAUAGCCACCAAACAGGCUACUUCAGAUUUGCUGGUGGGAGACCCAGAGGUGAGGACUACUCAGGUGUUGAAGGUUGAGGCAGCAAGACAGUUUGACAUCCAGAAGCAUCUGCUGCGGUUCUCAAGAUGGGCUACAGCUGUCAACGUCAUUGCUCGUAUCCAGCGGCUGGCAAAGAGGAUCAGGACCGCUGAACCUUUAAACGUGGAAGAGAGAAAACAAGCUGCACAGACUCUUGUCAAGCUUGCACAACAAGAUGCCUUUCAAGAGGAGUUAAACACACUCAGCCAGAAACUAGGAAGGCUGCCUUGCAACCACCCACUCUUUCAGCUUGACCCAUUCCUCCAAGAUGGCAUAAUGAGAGUAGGAGGAAGAUUAAGGAAGGCAUCUGUGCCUCUCGAGUUAAGACACCCUGUGAUCCUUCCUAAAGAUGGUGCUGUUACAAACCUCAUCAUCGCACACCAUCAUACCAAGAUACAACACCAAGGCAGAGGACAAACCCUCAAUGCACUCAGAGUCAAUGGUUACUGGAUCGCUGGUGGAAGUAAGGCUGUGGCCCAAUACAUCAGGCAGUGCGUACAGUGUAGGAAAGCCCGCACGCCACCAGAGGAGCAACGAAUGGCAGAUCUACCUAGUGACCGUGUUGAUCCCACACCACCAUUCACUUAUUGUGGUAUGGACUGCUUUGGUCCUUUUCACACCAAACAGGGUCGCAAAGAUCAAAAACGGUACGGCCUCCUCUUCACAUGUUUUUGCUCAAGGGCAGUGCAUAUAGAGAUGCUGGAGGAUUUGACGACUGACGCAUUCAUCAAUGCUUUGCGCUGCUUCAUUGCCCUUCGUGGAGCUGUUAGACACAUUAGGUCUGAUCAGGGAACUAAUUUUAUGGGGGCAAGAAACGAGAUGGCAAAGGCUCUGAAAGAACUUGAUAAGGAAAGAGUGACUGCAUACCUGGCAGAAAAACAGUGUGACUUCCAGAUGAAUACGCCCCACUCUAGUCAUGCUGGAGGCGCAUGGGAGCGCCAAAUCCGGACAGUGAGAAGCGUACUGAGCACGGUCCUUGCCUGCAGUGUGGGAAGGCUGGAUGAUGCCUCAUUAAGGACAUUCCUUUAUGAAGCUAUGUGCAUCGUGAAUAACCGCCCACUCACUGUUGAUAACAUCAACGACCCCAAAAGCUUGGAGCCACUCACACCGAACCACUUGAUCACCAUGAAAUCCUCAAUCCCACUUCCACCUCCAGGUAAAUUUGUCAAGGAGGACCUGUAUGCUAAGAAACGGUGGAGAAGGGUCCAAUAUCUGACUGAGCAAUUUUGGCACAGAUGGAGAAAGGAAUACCUGGCCAAUAUUGCUCUGAGACAGCGAUGGCAUACACCAAGACGUAAUGUGGAGGUGGGUGACAUUGUGAUUCUCAAAGAAGAAGAUGUUCCUCGCAAUGAAUGGAAACUCGCUAGGGUUGUGGAAGCACAUGAGGAUGAUGAUGGACUUGUACGGAAGGUGACAAUCCAGACUGGUGAUAGGAAAUUAGGAAAGAGAGGCGAACGCCUCGUCCAACCAUCCAUCAUUCAAAGACCCAUUCAGAAAUUAGUGGUCCUGGUAAAAAAUGAGAAAAAUAUGUCAUUCAUUGAUUAGAUUUCCCUUCUAAAAUACAAGUUGUCAUUAUGCUGUACUUCAUGCACAUGUUGUGGAGAUGUAAAUUCUGUUCAUAUUGUUGAAUUCAUUGUUUGAGAAAAGUAUAUUGUUUAUGUCAAUGCAAGAGUGUUUUAACAUAACAUGGUGCUUGGGAAUUACCAUUGAUUUAAUGAACAAUACAAGUGUAUUUACAUUCGCAAUUGUAAUAAUCAAAGGUAAUUGGUGGGAGUGUAACUGACGUUGAAAUGUUUGUGUUGGUUGCCAUGACAACACCAGCAGCGCAUCGGAGAUCGGUACGUUGUCUCUGUUUUGUUUUCUUUAUUUGGUACUCAUAUUGUGGACCUGUGCAGUGGAGUUAUACGUCUUUCUUAUAAGAAAUGUUUCUGUUGAGAUUGUUGUGAGGUAGUCGCUUCCUGUGAGUCGCGGGAGAGACGACACGGAGCGGUAACACGGCGGACUUUUGGAACAUACAUCUUUUCUACUGCUGGGUUUACAAGGCGUACACGGUAAAAAACGUUAUACUGUUCUUCGUUUAACACUUGUGCACUUGCGAAAGGAAAUAAGUGGCUGAGAUGAAUAUCAUAUGUGCUAUUGAUAUUAUUUUACUUGUUUCUAGUUUUCACGGUGCUCCAUGAUUGUGAGAGAGAAAUAAAAGAAUUGUGGACAUCAGUACGAAGCGUGGAUUCUUUCGACCCGAGUAGAAACAGUUGGUCUGAGACUGUUGGUUAUUGAAUGGCUUUUUUAGUCCAUGAACGCACCAUUACCACACAGCAAAAAAUAAUCCAACAUUUUUUUGAUCUAUGAACUCCCUAUUACAAACAGCUAAUUAACACUAGCAGGUGGAAGUUACCUAUGUGGAAGGUAGUAUGCAUCUGCUCUUUGAGAUAAAGUGAUCCAUGAGUGCCAGGUGACCUGUUCAAAACAUUCACACAGCACAACAAAAAAAUUGACCCAGAACCCAGAAACUGCAUUAGCAGUGGAUGCAGGAAGAGUGGCAGUAGGUGGAGACCUCUGGAGCAACUAGUGACCCCUAGCCAAUCAGUGACCAACAGUUACUGAUGCCACAUUUUUGGCGGGGUUCAGAGAGACCAAUGGUAAUCAGAAAUAAGAAAUGGUUUUUCAGUGAAGUAUCAUUUUAAGGGAAAACUUUACUAAAACAUUUCCACAUCUGCCACUUCUGCCUUAAACAACACUUUAUGUUUUUGCCAUUUCUUAAAGAUAUCUAGCCUCCUAAGAAAAACACAAGCUGAUGAUUUUCACUGUUUUCUUAUCUGUGAUUGUAGUUUUGGGAUUAGAUAGUAGAUAGUAGUAACAUCUACGUGACUGGGUUGGCAGAAUGGUGACAAUGUGAACUGAGAUCACUCUGACAGCCAUCUGCUGCAGGUAAGAUGCUGACUGAUGGUAAAUGAGAAAAGAAAUACUUAC
Nothobranchius furzeri (turquoise killifish) is the source of this 8499-nucleotide messenger RNA. Lineage: Eukaryota; Metazoa; Chordata; Actinopteri; Cyprinodontiformes; Nothobranchiidae. The record is from RefSeq and is a predicted model, not a curated record.